Messenger RNA from Echinococcus granulosus, 1878 nucleotides. RefSeq names its product ATM interactor. Lineage: Eukaryota; Metazoa; Platyhelminthes; Cestoda; Cyclophyllidea; Taeniidae. The transcript has 8 exons. The record is from RefSeq and is a predicted model, not a curated record. Bases 1 to 1878 code for a protein of 625 amino acids. Gene Ontology annotation, molecular function: transcription cis-regulatory region binding; DNA-binding transcription factor activity, RNA polymerase II-specific. Gene Ontology annotation, biological process: regulation of transcription by RNA polymerase II. Gene Ontology annotation, cellular component: nucleus.
AUGUCUCAGAAUGGCAUUACAAGCACCACCACAAACUCAAAGGUGCGUCACAUUACCCCACCCAAAGAGGAGUUGCAAUCACUACCUUCAUCUUUCUACAACUGUGAUAUCUGCGGCCUGCAAGUCAAGACGCAAUCUAAUCUCCGUGCUCACUUUAUCAAAACCCAUGGUCUUGUAAAUGAUGCCAAAGAUAUAGCUUUUUUGCUACGAAAGAAAACGGACAUAUCUGAUGUCUUCCAUUGUCCUGCUCCCGCCUGCAAAUAUACCAAGUCAUCGGGUGUUGGAUUCUCGAAAUUCUGGCAUUUGAAACAGCACUAUCAGUUGGUACACAUGAAGAAGACCUUCCAAUGCGCUACCUGUGGCCAGCGAUUUUCUACACCCAGUGCACAAGCCUACCAUGCGAAGUCGUGUGGCACGCAUUUCGAGUGCCCAGUCUGUGGGCGGAAAUACAAGGCCAAGAAGUUUCUCAACCAGCAUGCGCGUCGCUCCGGACAUGAUGUUCGGGCGAGGGCGUCAGCAUCGAGAACCACACCAGUCGUAAGGCAGCAAUCAUCAGUCAACUUGCCCACUGAAUCAGUUCUCACUACUGCGGGGAAUGAGCAACGUGAGGCACAGACACCCACCAGAUUGGCCAUUCUUCCGCUGCUCAUUCUUCCCCUCGGCGUUGGCACUGACCAGGCCUCCGUUUCUGCUGCCACUACCUCUGCUGCUUCCCUUGUGGGUGAAGUGAUUGCCCAAUUGCGGACCAAUCUCACUGUUCUUCCACCUGUUGUCUCUACUCCCUCCACUCCCUCCGUUGGCGGCUGUCCUGGUCCAGCGGUCCAGCUCAACAGUCUCGCUUAUAGUCCAGAGGCCCGACGUCCUGCUUUCGCUCUGUCUAACAGCAUUGGUAACAGGGGGGGCGGUGAUGAUAGCGCAGGCGGUCCGACCUUCGUGCCGCUGGUGGAUGUGGGGACAGCACCCCUUCGCCUAUCACACACUCACACUCAAACGGAUGUCAAUGUACCGCCUCACUGUCCUGUACCUGCUCCAACCGCAGCGGUAACGGCGCAGCAGACCGACUUCGUCGUCUUUUACAACAAUCAGCCGACACGCGACUCCUACACCGCCACGUCGCCACCCGAUUGCCAUCUUGCUACGGCGCAGAUGUCGGUUGGAAAUUCUCCGCCCCCGGCGGCCUUUCUGCCAGACAUGUCCCACAGCAGCACCUACAUGUCGCCGGGUCACUCAAUUGAACUUCAAUACCCCGAGAUGAACUCCAAUGGCACCAUGACCACCUACCACUCCCAACAGCCGCCACAAGCACAGCACCAUGCAUUCCAGCAGACCACCGUCAUUCCCACCACCGCGGUGUCGUCUGCCACGGGGGCAUCUCUCUAUCUCCCCUCUGACACCUCUGAAGGCGGGUGCUAUAACGCCUUUGCUGCUGCUGAUUCGCAUCCCUCCACCAUCUCACCUCCCCCUAGCCUGCGCUUUCUCCUUUCCCUUCCUGAGUUCGGAUUAUUUGCUCUUGUUAUAGUUGAAGGCUCCAACACCUCGCCUUACAGUGGCGAAUGGCGCAAUCUGCGUCGGCUAGACGGCCAAUCGGCCAACUCAGUGGCCGUGGAGACCACCCUCGAUUUGGCCAAUUUCGACGCGAGUAAUUCAGGCAACUGCUACUGGCCACCAGCGGAGAGCUUUGCACACAUGCAAACGCAGACGGUGUGCGACGCAGACGACUUGGAACAGUGGUUCAAUAACGUGCACACACAGACCUCCACCGCCGCCGCCUCCACGCAACAGCAGUCCAGCUGGACGUCGCUGUUUGCCAACGAUGGGGUUUGUGUAGGUGUGAACACGGAGAUGCUGAUGACUCCAGAGCAUGGAGGCAGUCCAUAG